This is a messenger RNA of Scutellospora calospora, 128 nucleotides long. Lineage: Eukaryota; Fungi; Glomeromycota; Glomeromycetes; Diversisporales; Gigasporaceae. The record is from the annotation of a GenBank genome assembly.
AUCAAGAUAUAGGAAUUAUUGUUCAUAACCAACUGAAAGUAUUAAUAUAUCCACUAUCCUUGAUUUCUCAGCAAUCAUUACUAGAAACACUAUCUGAUCAAUAUGCUGCACUCAUGAUAUUGAUUUUA